Molecule: messenger RNA, 3714 nt
Organism: Durusdinium trenchii
Lineage: Eukaryota; Dinophyceae; Suessiales; Symbiodiniaceae
Source: the annotation of a GenBank genome assembly
GCCUCAGCUGGGAGUGCAAGAGCUCUGGCGAUGUUGGAGGGCUACAAUGGCCGCUUGAUCCCGGAUGGCUGGGAGAGGUUCUGGUCAGAGCACAGCGAACGGGCGACCAUGCCUAGCGGACUUGCAGCUCUGGGCGUGGAGAAGUCCGAUAGGGACUUGCUGGGGAGAUGGUGCCCAGAGGGUUCGGACGUCUACGUGCGGACCUACAACGCCAUCGUGAGAAAGAUGCAGAAGAAGAUGGUGAAAGUCCUUAAAGGGGCAAACAUGUACGAGGAGCUGGACGAAGGGGCCGUGUUGGAGGAGCUCAAGGUGUGGCUGCACGAGAAAUGGACUGUGCCAGAGGAUUUGGCCGAGCAGGUCGUGGAGGCAUGGAAGGACAGACUGGGCGUCAAGGGAAUGCCAAGGGCUACCGUCCAGAUCUCGGACGAUGACACCACGAUCUAUGAUGGGUCACAGAGCGAGAAGGAGGACGAUGAGAAGAACAUUAGGGACCCGAAGAAGAGAAAGGUGAACGAACCUCUUGAAGAAGAGAGGGAUGGCAAUUUCGUGGUGGUGUACAGGCGUGCCGGCAGGGGCACAUUGCACCGGCUGGGCGACAAAGGCUGUUGGAUGGCAAGGAAGAGGUUCUUUGUGAGAUCAGAGGUCCACAAAGAGUUGCCACAGCCUGAGGAGUACACGCUUCGAUGCAAGCUGUGUUGGAGCGGAGGAAAUGGACAGCUCAGUGAAUCCACCAGUGAUUCCAGGGACGAGCUGAGUCUCAGAGAUCGUUGCGCAGCAUGCGCGAGGGAAAAUCCAGUGGAGGAGAAGGAUGAGGGCAAGAAGGCCCUUGAAGUUGCGGGUACAGAUAUCAAGUACCUGCUGUCACGACAUGAGGUGAGCAUCGAGAACCAGAAGCUGUUCUUCCACCAUGGAGUGACGACGCUUGAGAAGCUUUCAAACUUCGCCAAGGACCGGGACGACCUGGCGGCAGUCCUCAAGGACCACUGGGAUUUGGACUCGAGUAGGUCCUUGGAUGAGAGGGUGCAGGUGGCAGCGAUCACGUGCGCCUUCAGCAAUGCAAAGACGAGGAGUCAAAGAGCCGCAGAGGUGGACGCCGAGUACGACACCUUGCAGUGGUCGAGGCCGGUAGUGGCCGGAGAAUGGGCGGCUAUGCGGUCAGCAUUGGAGAGGCGUUACGGGCGCGUGGAAGACAAGAUCUACCCCUCCAAGGAGUACAUCGAGAAGAAGCUGGCAGAGGUUGAAAGCGGUGAAUACCGUGCAGAAGAGCUGACUGAGGUCGUGUCGAAAGAAGAAAUCGAGCCCGAUGCUGUGGUGCCUAUUUGGGACUCCAAGGGCCGUCUGGCCAUGCGUAAGGCCUCAACAAAAGUCCCGGAACCAGAGAACGCGGAAGAACUCCGCAGACGAUUGACGAUCUGGAAGAAUGCCAUGGUCAUGAUAUCGAUGAAGCACUCCAAUCGCCAUGAGCUACAAGGAGCGUGGGAGGACGCAGUUGAGCAAUACAAGGACUACUUGUUGGGCGAUUACGUGUAUGGCCUCAGUGCCAAAGACGCUGAAGGGCAGACCUUUGCCUCACCACCGUGGAAGCUGGUCAUUGCCUAUGAACGGGCGAUUCGGAAGCAGGCAGUGAAGCUCACGAACACGGAGGGCAAGCCAUUGACGGUGGCCUUGAAGACAGCGUGGAAAGAUGCAACGGUCAAAGAGAGGAACUUCACUACGCCAUUGGCAUUGUAUGCAAAGAGGCCACCGCCGCCGUGGAGGGAGCAACCAGCAGCCAAGUGGAGGACCCCUGAGAAAGGGGAGAAGGGCAAGGAGAAGGGCAAGAGCAAGAAGGGGAAAGGCAAGGGGGGCAACCCCCAUUGCGCCACUCACACCCCGGACGGCGAGUUGAUCUGCUUCCGCUACAACACCCCGGAGAGAAAUGCAAGGAGGAAGAAGCUCAAAGAGGAGGUAUGGGUGGCCGUGAGGCAUCAGUUGCGGCUGGAGGCGGUACGCUCCCUCGGAAGUGUUGCGGAGGUGGAGAGAGAGGCCUUCAGAAUGACAAGAGGGGGCGAAGCUUUCAGUCUGGUCAGGGACGCUGCAUUCCUUCGAAGAAUCAGGGAAGUCUUGUCGGAGAAGCUUGGGAUCAUGGCCCAGGCAGAGCCGGAAGAGGGGCAGCCAUUCUUUCUGGGCCUCAUGAAGGAGGUAUUGAGGAAGGCUGGUGAUCCGGAUUGGGCUUUCCUGGAGCAAGCAAAGACGGGGUUUCCACUUGGAGUGCUCAACGAACUACCACGGACACCGGAGGUAUUUGAGGAGCAGCUACGUUGGAACCUGGAGAAUGAUGACUGGAGCGAGGCUGCUUGGCAAAAGAGCAAUUACACUUCGGCUGAGGAGCAUGAGAAGUAUCUUGUGGAGCACUUGGAGCAGGAAGUAUCGGAAGGCCUCAUGGUCAAGAUGGAAGAGGGUGCUUUCGUUGAGAAGUUUGGGGACAACAGAGCAGUAGCAGCGUUGGCAGUUCUCGUGGAGGAUGAGCUCACAGGCAAGAAGCGUGUCAUCCAUGAUGGCACGCAUGGUGUGAGGGUGAACCAUCGGAUCAAGUGCAGAGACAAGGUCCGCAUGCCUGGUCCUAGGGAGAAGAGAGCCUUGUUGGAAGAGUAUGAGGCCGAGCAUCGUGCAGUGCUCUCGCUGGUGGGCGACUUUGCGAAGGCUCAUCGCCGUUUCAAGUAUGCAGAGGAGGAGCAGGGUUUCCUUGGGUGCAAAUCUUCCACUCAGUCGAGCACAGUGUAUGUGAACCAAGUGGGCACCUUUGGAGUUGCAUCAACUCCGUAUUGGUGGGCAAGGUUGAGCGCGGCCUUGAUGAGGCUUGUACACUGGGUCUUGGGGGACGCCUUUCCCAAUGACAUGCUCCUGUACGCCGAUGACCUUGAGGUGGUGGCCAUUGGCAGGGAAGGUCGUAUCGGAGGUGUGCUUGCCUAUGGCCUCAUGGCAGCGCUCGGGGCCCCAUUCAAGUGGUCAAAACAGAGGGGUGGCCUCGUCACGGAGUGGAUUGGUCUGACGACAGACUAUCAGACCUAUUCGAUGGGGCUUUCAGUGAAGAGGACAGAAUGGGUGAUCGGCUGGAUACGGUCAUUGAGGGAGCGCAAGGAAGUGUCCUACAGAGAGUUUGCAGCGGGGCUAGGCAGGCUUGGCUUCUCUGCUCUGGCACUCCCCUGGGAGAAGCCACUCCUUGGGCCCUUGUACGCAUGGUCGUCGGCAAUCCAAUCGAACAAGGGUGAGAUGACCAUUCCCUGGGCAGUCCUGUUCAUUUUGAGCUGGAUAGCACAGAGGCUCGAGACCGGGGGCCGCAUGGAAGUCGUGAGGCGGGAGCAUCAGCAGAGGUAUGUGCAGAAGCCUUCACAGACAACAAGGGCAAUGCUUUCAUCAUUCGCUAAGGGCCUCUCAACGAAGUACCCAGUGACGAUCUUGGUCAUUGAGAUUGCGGAGACGCUCAGGAGGAUGGACACCUUUGCAACCUUGACGUGGGUGAGGAGAGAUGGAAACACAUUGGCAGACGCUCUGACCGAUGAAGAUUUCAGUUCCUUCGAGAGCCAGAAAAGAGAGCAAGUCGAAGAGAGCAAGCUGAAGUGGUACGUCAUGGACGAGCUCCUCAGAGGCAGUGAGACGUUGUUCAAUGAGAUCAGGGAGCACAAGAAUAGAAAGAAAGUUGAAAAGGCCAACGGGAAUAAGACCAGGAACAAG